This is a messenger RNA of Opisthocomus hoazin, 939 nucleotides long. Its product is annotated as fibronectin type III domain-containing protein 11. The record is from RefSeq and is a predicted model, not a curated record. Gene Ontology annotation, molecular function: protein binding. Lineage: Eukaryota; Metazoa; Chordata; Aves; Opisthocomiformes; Opisthocomidae.
AUGGAUACGUCUCGGAACGGACCUGAAAACGGUUCGGAGCGCGCUGCGCAGAGCGAAGAACAGCCAGGCAACGCCAGCCUGGAGCGGUACUCGAAGAGGAGAAGCCUUGUCAUGCGGUUCCUGCAGUCCGAGCUGAGCCCCUGCCGGCUCCAGCACUACCAGAGCAAAGCCGAGCUGCUGAAGAAGUGUGGCUUCUACCUGCAGAUCGAGCCCAGGUACCUGCACAUGAGAGAGCAGAACCAGGUGAUCACCCGCACCGACAUCUUGCAAAUGGUAGACCGCUGCCAGCUCCAGAGGAUGAAGAAGGUGGCGAAAAACCAGUGUGAAAUCCAGCUCUCGCUCUUAACUGAGCUGUUGGAGCAGCUGCAACGAGGUCGGGAGGAGCUGAGCCGUCACCUAGAGACCUGCGACAUGGUAACUUUCCUCUCCAGCUGGGAUUUCACCAUGCAGAAGCUGUUGCAGCUCAUCGAGUUUCUGAAAAUUCUCCCUUCCCUGCAAGUGCCAGGAAAGCUCCACAUCAAGCACUGUUUGAUGUUACAGGCAGAUCUUCACAGGGCCAGGCUCCCCAACAUCAGGCUUUCUCUCCAUACGAAGCCGCCGGUGAUUUUUGACCGCAAGGAAUCGUUCGCAUACAAGGAGCGGGCCAGGCUGCAGUGGUUCCCCGAAACUCAAGAGUCCCACCUCGAGCGAUACGACCUGCAGGUGAAAUUAGUGACAAGCGGGAGCCCGACGGAAAUGGGGUAUGGUAGGCUGCAGACCGUCACCUCCAACAUGUGCAUCGUCCAGGGCCUGCAGCCCGACAGGUGCUACGAGUUCACCAUCAGAAGAUCAACCACCGAAACACUCGUCCUUGAAAAAUGGCAGGACAGCAUCACCUUGAAGACAAGAGCUGCCGCUGCUGAACGCGAGCAGGGCAGUGCUUGCGCGCUGAAAGCAUGA